AUGGAUAUCCGCGUCCUCCGCCCCUCCGACAUCCCUCUGAUCCAGCACGCCAACAUCGAGAACCUUCCCGAGAACUACUUCCUCAAGUACUACCUGUACCACGCGCUGUCGUGGCCUCAGCUGUCCUAUGUGGCCGUCGACGUUUCGCGCCCGGCCAAGUCUGCUUAUGACUACCCCAAGAUCGUCGGCUACGUCCUGGCCAAGAUGGAGGAGGAGCCGACGGACGGGGUGCAGCACGGCCAUAUCACCAGCUUGAGUGUCAUGCGCACGCAUCGCAGGCUGGGAAUUGCGGAGAAGUUGAUGAGACAGAGUCAACAAGCAAUGGUAGAAACCUUCGGCGCGCACUACGUCUCCCUGCACGUGCGCGUCUCCAAUGCCGCCGCCAUCCACCUGUACCGCGACACGCUCGGCUUCAAGACCGAGAAGACGGAAGCCAAGUACUACGCCGACGGCGAGGACGCCUUUUGCAUGAAGCUCGACCUGUCCUAUAUCCGCGAGGCGAUCCAGGCCGAGCAGCUCGAGCAGGAGGGCGGUGACAAGAGGGAGAAGCAGCAAAUUGAGGAAGGCAAGGGUGGCUCCGAGGGGGUAGAUGAGGGUGAGGCGGUUGGUGAUGUUGGUCGUGAUCCUGAGGCUGAUAAGGAUAGCAAAAAGGAGGAUAAGACGGUCAAGGUCAAGGUUGGUAGGGGGUUAGGUGUUGGUGAGUUGGUGGAGAGGGAUGAGAGUAAACACUAG
Sordaria macrospora k-hell is the source of this 732-nucleotide messenger RNA. RefSeq lists its product as uncharacterized. NCBI's taxonomy places the organism in Eukaryota, Fungi, Ascomycota, Sordariomycetes, Sordariales, Sordariaceae. The record is from RefSeq and is a predicted model, not a curated record. Gene Ontology annotation, cellular component: NatA complex. Gene Ontology annotation, biological process: N-terminal protein amino acid acetylation. Gene Ontology annotation, molecular function: protein-N-terminal-glutamate acetyltransferase activity; protein N-terminal-serine acetyltransferase activity.